Messenger RNA from Leptosia nina, 1326 nucleotides. NCBI's taxonomy places the organism in Eukaryota, Metazoa, Arthropoda, Insecta, Lepidoptera, Pieridae. The record is from the annotation of a GenBank genome assembly.
AUGUCAUGUGGGGUUAUUUAUUACUGGGAAAUUGCCUUGGGGACAUUGUCCUUGAUAUUUGCUCUGGAUGCGCGCUUCAAUGCAUACAGAGCACCAGGAAAUCCAAAUUUUAAAACACUUUAUAUUCGAAGACGAAGCCAGCUUCUGAGAGAAAAUUCAAAGUUUAAGGAUAUUGAGACAAUAAAAAAGUACAUAAACAUCAGAAGUCAGCUGUUACAGCGUAGAUAUGGUGUACAGGAUAAUAUAUCAAUUAGUUCAUCAUCAUCACGCCAUAGGUCUAGUAGUAAGGCAAGCCUAGCAAUUGAAGAAAGCAUUACGAUUAACUCAAAGAAGAAAAAUGACAUGACGAUAUCUGAAAAUUAUGCCUUUUCUGGUGUGCAUCACAUUUUUGACCAGCAUACCGAGCAAGUAAGCAUAGUAAAGUUUGCCAACAAUGAUCGUUCAAAGCUUUGCUGUGCUUCACACGAUGGGACUGUUUCAAUCUGUGACGUCACAGCCUCACCGCCACGCGUCGCCUUUGUCCUCGAAGGUCACACAAAAGCUGUAACCGGUUGUGACUGGUCAGCUUCGAAUGAUUUACUGGUGACCUGUGGUGCCGAUGGAGCCAUGAUCUUGUGGGACGUGAACCGCCGGCGCCAACUCAGAGCGGUUCAAGAUCAGCUCCAAGCUCCCUUGCUGUGCUGUGUCUUUCAGCCCGUUAACAACAAUAUGGUUAUUGCGGGUAACGCACGCGGUAUGGUCGAAGUACUUAACGUCUCCACCGGGAUUUAUCCUCGAGGUGGGAGCAGUAUUCUUGGUGGACGCGUAACUUCAAUAGCGUGCGAAUCCAGUGGAAGAAUGUUCUGGGCAGCUAAUGACAAGGGUGUGAUAAUAAGCUACCGAAUGUCUGGGGCAGGCGGGGCCCUGAGCAAGCUGCGCCGCUGUUGCGUGGGUGGUGCCGUGUCGUGCCUCAGUUGGAGCCCUUGGCUCGCCAGGCAUCCGGCGCUGCUGGUCAGUGCCGCUGACGACUCUCUGUAUUUAUUUAGAAUAUCAGAUCGCGAGGGUAGUUUAUCUCUGAAGAAACGGUUCGACAUAGCGCAUCGCCAUCACGGCGUGCAGUCGACCUUCUGCCCGAUCAUGUCGUUUCGACGCGGCGUGUGCGUCGUGUCUGGAUCCGAGGAUGCGUGUGUCUACUUCCUGGACAUUGAGGGUCAUGCGGAGCAGCCUGUUGUCAAUAAGUUGCAAGGACAUGCUCACCCAGUGCUAGGAGUGAGCUUUAGUUAUGACGAGAGCCUGUUGGCGACGAGCGAUGUUUCUGGACUCGUUAUCAUUUGGCGACGGAGCUGA